CGGCUUUGGGCCUCCAUUUUCCACGCCUAGAAACACGAGCCGUCGGCGGCGCCGUCGAGCGGAGUCGUCCCACCUCCCCCCCUGCAGCCUCCCCAGCGGUGCAUCCGUCUCCGCUCCCUGGGCUUCUCUUCUCGCGCACCCUCGAUGGCGUCGGAGGCCUUCGGCGGCUCGGCGGCCAAGGGCAGCGCCGCGGGGGCGCCGGGCGGCCCGCGCCCGCCGCACGGCCGCCUCGUGCUCCCGGCGGGGCGCGCCCGCGAGGCGGUGGCCUUCGCCGCGGGCGCCGUGGCGGCCGCGCUCGCGCUCCUCUGCUCCGCCUCCGUUCUCGCCCCCACGCCCGUGCCCAACAUCGUCUCCCUCCCCUCGCCCUUCCACUCCUCCACAUCCUCCUCCCCCGCCGCGGCGGCGGCGGUCGGCAAGGACCCGCGCACGUUCUACGACGACCCGUCGCUCUCCUACUCCGUCCGCGGGCGCCGCAUCACGGGCUGGGACGCGAAGCGCGCGGCGUGGCUGCGCUCCCGCGGCCUCGACCCGGGCUCGCCCGCCGUCACCCGCCGCGUGGUCAUGGUGUCCGGGUCCCAGCCGGAGCCCUGCGCGGGCGCCGGCGGCGACCACCUCCUCCUCCGCUUCCUCAAGAACAAGCUCGACUACUGCCGCCUCCACGGCGUCGAGCUCCUCUACAACACCGCGCUGCUGGAGCCGUCCAUGGUGGCGUACUGGGCCAAGAUCCCCGCCGUGCGCGCGGCGAUGCUCGCGCACCCGGAGGCCGAGUGGGUCUGGUGGGUCGACGCCGACGCCGUCUUCACCGACAUGGACUUCGCGCCCCCGCUCGAGCGCUACGCGGGGAGCUACGACCUGGUGGUGUACGGGUGGGACGCGGAGGUGUACGAGGAGCGCUCGUGGGUGGGGCUCAACGCCGGCGUGUUCCUCAUCCGGAACUGCCAGUGGGCGCUGGACCUCAUGGACGCGUGGGCGCGGAUGGGGCCGGCGUUCCCGGAGCACGCCGCGUGGGGGAGGACGCUGCGGGCGGAGCUGGCCGGGAAGCCCGACGACGAGGCCGACGACCAGUCGGCGCUCGUGUACCUGCUGGCCAGGGACCCCGGCGCGCUGCGGUGGGCCAACCGGACGCGGCUCGAGACGGGGUACUACUUCCAGGGGUACUGGGCGGAGAUCGUGGGGCGGCUCGACGGCGUCGCGGCGCGGUACGCGGCGGCCGAGCGCGGCGCGGCGGCGGGGAGCGCGGGGCUCCGGCGGUGGCACGCGGAGCGGGAGCACGCCCGGUACGCGGCGGCGCGGGACGCGGCCGUGAGCGGCGCCGUCCCGGGCCCCGCGGGCGGCGGGCAGAAGGGGUGGCGGCGCCCGUUCGUGACGCACUUCACGGGGUGCCAGCCCUGCGGUGGCGCGCCCAACCGGAGGUACUCGCGGAGGCGGUGCGCCGAGGGGAUGCGCCGCGCGCUGGCGUUCGCCGACGACCAGGUGCUCCGCGCCUACGGGUUCCGCCGCGCCGCGCUGCUCAGCGACAGCGUCGUGCCGCUGACGUUCGACUACCCCGCCGCGCAGUGACGGCGAGCGGCGGCGGAAGUGGGCCUGCGUGUGCUGCUGUACAUUUUGGCCUCCUCUUUUGUGUGGUGAUAAUCGCAGUAGAGUAAUUGCGUGGAGAGUUUUUUUCCUUUUUAAAAAAGAAUCUGUGAGAGGUUUGGGCCUUUUCCUCAGUGGAGAUUUGGUUUUGGGCCGAUUUUAACGAGUCGUGACGCUUGGAUUUCGAAAUGGAACCAAAAUAAAAAAAAAAAUCUGUACGCCUUCAAAUCUUUCAAUUGUCACAUGGGAUCGCGUUGCA
Messenger RNA from Panicum virgatum (switchgrass), 1834 nucleotides. Its product is annotated as probable glycosyltransferase 6. The record is from RefSeq and is a predicted model, not a curated record. Gene Ontology annotation, cellular component: endosome; membrane; trans-Golgi network. Bases 145 to 1560 code for a protein of 471 amino acids. Gene Ontology annotation, molecular function: galactosyltransferase activity. Lineage: Eukaryota; Viridiplantae; Streptophyta; Magnoliopsida; Poales; Poaceae. The transcript has a single exon.